This is a messenger RNA of Eucalyptus grandis, 851 nucleotides long. RefSeq names its product root phototropism protein 3. Gene Ontology annotation, molecular function: protein binding. Lineage: Eukaryota; Viridiplantae; Streptophyta; Magnoliopsida; Myrtales; Myrtaceae. The transcript has 3 exons. The record is from RefSeq and is a predicted model, not a curated record. The coding region runs from base 24 to 851 and encodes 275 amino acids.
CACAAGUUCUCUUCGAAUCCAAGAUGGAUAAGACGAUCAUGGGGAGUGCGAAACCUGAUGGAUCGGUAGUUGGUGCAGCGAGUGAUGGUUCUGCAGAUUUCGCAUCGGGGACUCUAGAACGGCGAGGCAAGAAGUGGAUUAUGCAGACGGGAGUUGCUAGCGAUCUCAUCAUACAACUGGGAAAUCACAGCUUUCGCUUGCACAAGCUUCCCAUGGUCUCAAGAAGUGGCUACAUAAACCGAUUGGUAUUUGAAAGGAAAGGAAAAGCAGACAGCGAGAAGUCCACGCCUAUAAACUUAGACAACGUUCCUGGCGGAGUGAAAACUUUUGAGUUGGUAGUGAGAUUCUGUUACGGUCUGAAGCUUGAUCUAACGGCAUCGAAUAUUGCCCCUCUGUACUGUGCUGCACAUUUCUUGGAAAUGAGUAAUGAUUAUCACGAAUCCAACCUCAUUCCCCAAACCGAGGCCUUUUUAAGUUAUGUGAUGUUCUCAUCUUGGAAAGACUUAUUCCAGGUGCUUAAAAGUUGCGAGGCCAUAUCUCCUUGGGCCAAGCAGUUGAAAAUUUUGAACCGGUGCUCAGAGGCCAUAGCAUGGAAAGCCUGCACCGAUCAUAAUGCAUUCAGCUUCAGUACCUGCGACGCAGCCCUCUUUGGUAUUCAAGGGAAUAGGUCGACAUACUCAGAAGUCGAAGUUUCUCUUGAUCAAUGGUGGUUUGAGGAGGUCUCGCUGCUGCGGAUAGACCAUUUCUUAGAAGUGGUAGAUGCGUGCAAAAGGAAAGGGAUGCAACCUGACCUUAUCGGUGAAUCUAUGGCCGCAUGGACCAAAAAAUGGCUUUCGAGUGACAUUGCUUGA